AUGUCCUGCACCCACUACUCGCACUAUGGCCUCGUUUCGGACCCUCUCGCGGCUGGCAAUUGUAAACUACCCCAACCUUCCAAGGUCCUGCUCACUAACAAGAGCGUCCAGGCCGCCGUGCUUCUGGCCGUCUCCCUGCCCUACCUGCAGAGCCGACAAUAUCCCCUCACCCUCUUUCUCAAGAAUAAGCCCGAGAAUUUAGAAGAAACCAACAAAUUCAGCUCAUCAGCGCUAAAAUUUGCAGACACUGGUGUUCGCAAUUGCGAAGAUGGUAUUAUCGUCGAGGAAGACGCGUUUGCGAUCCUGAGCUGCGACCCUGGGCGGGAUCUAUGGAAUACGGUGAUGGGCACGUUUUAUCCGCAAAGAGAGAGGAUCCCUAAUGAUCUGGAGAUGCAUCAGGACGAAAAGAAAGACGAGGCAAAAGUCCUGCAGCCGAUCGUAUUCACCGAUACGCCCGAUGACUUUUCGUUCCAUCCGCUGGGCGUUGAGUACCGCCGCGACACCGCUACUCUGUUUGUGUGUAACCAUCACAUUGAUGGCUCCCGUGUCGAUGUCUUUGUUCUGGAUGCAAAGGGAAAGGUGCCUGUAGCUCGACACGUUCGGUCCGUGAUCCACCCGCUGCUGCCCGGGCCGAAUUCGAUCAUUGCGCUGAGCGAUCACGAGCUUUACGUCACGAAUGACCACUAUAUGCUUCGGAAGGAACACCCAUUCUUGUCGCUUUUUGAGACAUACGCCGGUAUUCCCGGGGGCACAGUGGCGUAUGUGAAGCUUGGCGACGACAAGGAGUCCGUUGAAGUGAGGACUGUUGCACGAGGCCCCUUUGUGAACGGGGUGACUCUGCUGAAUGAGACGACACUUGCCGUUGCUAUUUCGGCUGCUGCGGAGGUUCGGCUUUACCGGCGGCUGCCGGAGAACGGAUUGGAAUUCCUUCAGGCGAUCAAGAUGCCCUUGUUGCCGGAUAAUCUCUCAACAGACAAAGACGGGGCGCUCCUGAUCGCAGGACACCCGCAUCCGCCAAGCCUUGAGAAGGCAGUACGCAAGAGGAGAGAGUGUAUUGAUGCGCAGGGUCUCGUGCCACAGGACUGCUGGAAGUCCACGGCGCCAUCGUGGGUGGCCAGGUGGACGGCGGCAAAAGGGGUAGAAAAUCUGUAUGUGACCACCAGUGGGUUCGGGUCUAGUGCUACGGCCGCCAAGGAUGCAGUCAGGAAUGUGGGCAUAGUCACCGGGCUGUAUGAGAAUGGGAUCUUGGUGUGGAGGGAGUAG
Aspergillus nidulans FGSC A4 is the source of this 1263-nucleotide messenger RNA. RefSeq lists its product as uncharacterized. The record is from RefSeq and is a predicted model, not a curated record. Gene Ontology annotation, molecular function: arylesterase activity. The transcript is spliced from 2 exons. The coding region runs from base 1 to 1263 and encodes 420 amino acids. NCBI's taxonomy places the organism in Eukaryota, Fungi, Ascomycota, Eurotiomycetes, Eurotiales, Aspergillaceae.